This is a messenger RNA of Aedes albopictus (Asian tiger mosquito), 4318 nucleotides long. RefSeq names its product ceramide synthase 6. Gene Ontology annotation, cellular component: membrane. NCBI's taxonomy places the organism in Eukaryota, Metazoa, Arthropoda, Insecta, Diptera, Culicidae. Bases 663 to 1826 code for a protein of 387 amino acids. Gene Ontology annotation, biological process: ceramide biosynthetic process. Gene Ontology annotation, molecular function: DNA binding; sphingosine N-acyltransferase activity. The record is from RefSeq and is a predicted model, not a curated record. The transcript has 5 exons.
CGUUCGUUCGUCAGUCGAGUUCGUGGAUCUUGUCAGUGCGGUUGUGCGUCCGCGGAGAGCCGUGCCUGUACAAGACGACAGUCGGUUUGCUGUAUUGGUGUGCGAAGUGGAGGAAAGUGACCACGCGAUCGGUGCGAAAAAAGCGAAAAGCGGCCAUCGGGAAACGGAGAAAAAUAUCGAUUUGGUGUAAAAGUGCUUGCCACUGUGAUCCCGGAAGGUGCGGAACCGCAGUUUGCGUCCGAAUUAUCGUCGAUUGCAGGUGGAAUAAAGUGCAAAUUGCGCGAUCUCUCAGAAGGUGUGAUUUCCUUUCCGAUAUGGGAUUCCUUUCGUGGGUGUAAUCGUGAGUGGCCUCUAUAUAUCCUGAGUGGCCUCAGUGCAUAUCGUAUCGAAAAGUGUGUAGUCAAGCCAAGAGGCCAAGGGGAAAGUGUCGGCGGUGAGUGCCCUUCUCCGGUUCAGUUGCGGUGUUUACUUGCUGGUGUCUUUUUCGCUGGAUGUGUUCCGGUGCCAUCGUCCUGCUGCCAGUCCUAUCAGUGUUGUCUUGUUGGAAGUAAUAAAAAUAUCAGCUUUCAAGCUCAUUGUUGUGCGGCGGUAACCGUAAUCCGAGAAAGAAAAGAAAGCAAUAAUUUACCCCGCCAGCUAGUUUCCCGGGGCGUUCCUACACGAUGGAUCUGCUGCACACAGUCACGGACACAUUUUGGUCGACCAAAGUCUGGUUGCCGCCGAACGUCACCUGGGAGGAUAUCAGACCGGGAGUGCGGCCGGACGUGAAUCAUGCCGACUACCGGCACCUCGUCUAUCCCCUUCCACUGGCGGCAAUCAUCUUCGUGAUAAGGAUUUUCGUGGAGCGAUACUGGAUCGCACCAAUCGGCAAAGCCAUUGGCAUCAAAAGCACAGGGCCCAAACCUCCCAUACCAAAUAAAGACCUGGAAGCGGCGUACAGUGUCAGCAGCCGUCUGAAUCACAAAAAUAUCGUUAAGCUCACCAAGCAAACCGACUUGAGCGAACGGCAGAUCGAACGGUGGUGGCGCCGGCGGAGAGCCCAGGACAAGCCAACCACGCUGGUGAAGUUCUGCGAAAACUCGUGGCGAUGCAUCUACUACACGUACAGCUUCAUCUUCGGAUGUAUCGUCAUGUGGGACAAACCGUGGCUGUGGGACAUCAAGAACUGCUGGUACGGUUACCCGCACCAAUCGGUCACCAACGACAUCUGGUGGUACUACAUGAUCUCGAUGGCCUUCUACUGGUCGCUGACCGCUUCGCAGUUCGUCGACGUCAAGCGAAAGGACUUCUGGCAGAUGUUCGUCCACCACAUGAUCACCAUCGUGCUGAUAGCGCUCAGCUGGGUGUGCAACCUGCAUCGGGUGGGUUCGCUGGUGCUUCUGGUGCACGACUGCGCUGAUAUUUUCUUGGAGGCCGCCAAGAUUACGAAAUACGCGCAGUACCAGAAGGUGUGCGAUACCAUCUUUGCCGUCUUCACGGUGGUGUGGAUCAUCACCCGGCUGGUGCUCUACCCGCGAAUUAUCUACAGUUCAUCGGUGGAGGCGCCUAGCAUAUUGCCCAUGUUUCCCGCUUACUACAUCUUCAACACGUUGCUGAUUCUGCUGCUGGUGUUGCACAUCGGUUGGACCUAUCUAAUCAUUCAGAUCGCCGUGAAGGCAAUCAGAUCGGGACAGAUGGAAGGUGAUGUCCGCUCGAGUUCCAGUGACGAGCUUUCCGACAGUUCAGAGAAUGCCCGCCCCAUUGUGGCCAACGGUACGCCCAAGAAGCAACCGCGACCAUCGCCGAGUAAGAAACCCGCAUCGAACCCGUCGUCACCGAAAAAGUAAGCACACGUCCCCCCAUAAAUGUAUGUACCAGCAACUGCUAACGGACACUGCAGCUACCAAAACUGCAUCUAUUUACGUUUUUACACUGGCAAAUACCGUAUAACUCUAGAACUGGAUUAAGCUAAAUAGGUACAAGAAGAAGGGACGAGUAUUUGCUGUUCAAUAAGUGGUGCGGAUCUCUGGUUGAUGUGAAAGUGUAUCCAAUUUAUUUAAAGAGGUGAAAAUACAAUCUGUUGAUGAUCAAAAUUGAUGUGAGUUUGUGGAGGAAGUGUGAAGCGAGAAUUUAAACUGCUACUGCAAAUGUCUAGAAUAAAUCACUGAAGAAAUAUUUUAGAACCGUCUUUUGCUAUGGAUAUAUAUUUAUUAAUUUAGUGGAAGAGGCAGAGCUAACUAGAGAGAGAGAGAGGGGGCAGCAAUGGAACCGAAAAUGGGAACUAUUUUAUUCGGUAUUAUCUCCGUGGGCAUAGUUCACGGCUAAAGCUUAGGCGAGGUAAUCUCUUUAGAUAGAGAAAACGAAAAACAAAACUAAAGGUGGACUAAAAAGUCGGAAAGCGGAAGUAACGUCGAAUAUCGAGGCAAAGACUUGAUAAAAGUGUCCUAGACCGUUCAAACCAAACUACCACGUUAUGAAUUUUCGCUUUUAUUACACAGCAACAAGGACAACAACAUUCCCGGUCUCGGAUGUUAGUUUUCGUUAACUACACAAGGAUAAGUUUAUUUCAAUUUUGGAGCAUUGUCUUGGAUCUGUGAGAAAGGUACGCACUUUUCCACUCGAAAUACUCUUCUGAACCCAAUCAAUCAAAAGUAAUCACCAUCACAAACUUCAUUCGCAAUUUUAACUCAUAAAUAGAUAUCAUAUUCAAAAACAAAAUCGAUCCCCAUUAUGAUAAGUAAUCAAACAAUCAGCAUUUUGCUUGCGGUUUAGAAACAAUAGAAGACAGUUUAACGUUGAACGACAACUUUAAAAACACUCCAUAUUUCAUCGUCCUUCCUUUUAAUAAGAUAUAGUGUAACCGAUUUACCAUCCAAGGUAAAUGUCAAGAUAUUUAUGUUCAGAUGAACAAUGUAGUAACAGAAUCAAGUAACACAUUAUUACCAUCUACGACUUAGGGAAACUGCGUCAUUUAUGGCCGAUUUUCUUUUAUUUCUGCUUCGAACUAUUUUAUUUGUAUAGGCAAAUCAAGUUCAAGCCUCAGGAAUGGAAAAGAGAUCUGCCUUAGUGUUUCUAUUCUCAUCAUAAGAUGAUGAGGGGUGAUACCAAUUUUGCAUGCUUUUAGAGCCAAGAACUCAGUAAAUCAGUCGCUAUGUAAAAAUUUGAUCCGCCAUUUUGGACCUCCAAGUCAUCAUUUUUGAACUGCGAACAAAGAUCGUUAACCACGAACAAAGUAGGGUUUUGUUCAGUUUCAUAUUCAUAAUUCCGCAAUUUUACUUUUCUAUCAAACUGACGAUUCUUUCGUUUGGCUUUCUAAUUUUACUAUAUCUUCAACUUUCUGUCCAUUGAACUUCUGUCAUAGAUUCUUCAAAAGUAAGUUACCUUUUUUGUACACAGACAUUCACUUAAUUCGUCAUACUGAGUUGAUUGGUAUAUGUGGGUCGACCCUCCGAGCCUUCCUUCAAAAAUUAGUUUUAAAGCCUUUCUCUACACUUUGGUAUACGAGGAAGACAUAAAACGCUUUCAAUCAAUCCAUGACGAGAAUAGACACAAUAAAUGACACACAAAACCAUGAGUUACCCCUAAUACACAUACAAAGGAUGCCUUUUCAACUGAUUAUCCUUCGAACAAAUAUGUUGUGUUUUCCAAUUUAGUUAUUAUUUUUUUCAACGAAAUAUUGUUACUUUUGCCUCGGCGCUAAUCAAAGAGCUACGUCACAUAUUUUUACCUUCCAAAGAAAAAAAAAAGAUAAGAAAUCGUUUAGAUGCUAAGAUUGAAGAGAAAUAUACGUGAAACCUUUGGCGCGUGUCAGCCGUUGUAAUCAACAACUGAAAGGUGUAGUUUUAGUAAGUCAUUGAAAAAAAAGAUUGUUUUUCAAAGUACCAGCCUAGUGAGUAAUGGUUAGGACUUUGUAUUUAAUCGUAAGUGUUAGGUAAAACAAUGAAAUGUAGACAAAUACAAGUCGGUGGCUUUUCGGAUGCGGGAGCAUCCUUCGGCAAGGUGCGCGCAGCUCUUUAUUGUUUCUGCAUUUAGAUUCGUCAGAAAAGCUAGAUUGGAUAUCCUUCUCCAAUCGCAGUUUUGCCGUUUACCAUGCUUUAUAAUACCGUUUUUUUUUGUUAGGGCUCAUUAUCGCUGCAUACAUUGUGACUAGACUGUCUGCUAAAAGGAUCGUUUUUGCUUUUGUUUGUCGUUUGACGCAUAAUCAUUAGACACAUUUUGUACAUUGGUUGAUGAAAAAAAAACUAUCACAAAUUUAGGUAACGUUUUCAGAAAGCAAAAUGUUGUUUGCGAAAGAUUUCAAAAGUGAUUAACCUUAUAAAAUCAUUCACAAAAUGCUAAA